Molecule: messenger RNA, 1360 nt
Organism: Vigna umbellata (rice bean)
Lineage: Eukaryota; Viridiplantae; Streptophyta; Magnoliopsida; Fabales; Fabaceae
Product: GDSL esterase/lipase At3g26430-like
Molecular function (GO): hydrolase activity, acting on ester bonds
Source: RefSeq, a predicted model, not a curated record
ACAUCAUUAAGUACAUCUCUGAACUUAGGUCCACUUUGUAUUCCCUACUCCAUACCCUUUCCCUUCCUCUCUCACCCUUUUCAAUUCAGAGCAAAACUGUUGCUACAACAACAUGAAAAUGAAUAGCAGGAGUAGGUUAAUGACCCUUUGGUUUGUGAUAUCUGUUGCACUUUGUUUCAAUGCCAGAAACUCAGUUUCAGCUUCAAAGCAGUGUAAUUUCCCUGCAAUCUUCAACUUUGGUGACUCCAAUUCUGACACUGGAGGCCUCUCUGCUGCCUUUGGACAACCUGGUCCUCCCCAAGGAAUGACCUACUUCCACCACCCUGCUGGCCGUUACUGUGAUGGCCGUCUCAUUGUUGAUUUCAUAGCUAAGAAGCUGGGUCUGCCUUACUUGAAUGCAUUUCUUGAUUCUGUUGGGUCAAAUUAUAGCCAUGGAGCGAACUUUGCAACUGCUGGAUCCACCAUUAGACCUCAGAACACAACCCUUCAUCAAAGUGGAGGCUUCAGCCCUUUCUCUCUGGACGUUCAAUUCAAUCAAUUCAGUGAUUUCCAACGCAGAACCCAAAUUUUUCGCAAUAAAGGUGGAGUAUACGAAACAUUGUUACCAAAAGCAGAAUACUUUUCUCAAGCAUUGUACACGUUUGAUAUUGGUCAAAAUGACUUGGCAUCUGGUUACUUCCACAACAUGUCCACGGAUCAAGUUAGAGCGUAUGUUCCAGAUGUUUUGGAUCAAUUCAAGAACGUAAUCAAGUAUAUAUAUAAUCAUGGAGGAAGGUCAUUUUGGGUUCACAAUACGGGUCCUGUUGGUUGUUUGCCAUACAUAAUGGAUCUUCACCCAGUGAAACGGUCAUUAGUGGACAAAGCAGGAUGUGCAACCCCUUAUAAUGAAGUGGCCAAGUUCUUCAAUCGUGAACUGGAAAAGGUUGUGUUUCAACUCAGAAAAGAGCUUCCCCUGGCUGCUAUCACUUAUGUUGAUGUUUACGCUGCGAAGUACUCUCUCAUUAGUCAUCCGAAGAAGCAUGGUUUUGAGGAACCAUUGAGAGCAUGUUGUGGACAUGGUGGAAAGUACAACUACAAUUUGCACAUGGGGUGUGGUGCUAAGAUUAAGCGUGGUGGGAAAGAGAUUCUGGUGGCGAAGCCAUGCAAGGAUCCAUCUGUUUGGGUUAAUUGGGAUGGCGUUCAUUACACUCAGGCUGCAAACAAAAGGGUGCUUGAACAGAUUGUUGAUGGUGCAUUUUCUGAUCCACCCAUUCCUUUGAACAUGGCUUGUCAUAGGAAUCUUUGAAUGAAAGGGUGCUAAUAUCUUGUCCUUUUUUCUUUGUAUCUUUUGAAAAUUAUUCAAUAAAAAAUGGCAAAGUAU